AAAAUGCUGUCAUAUCCACAGAAAUGUAAUUCAUUCAUAUGAUAUGGCACUCAACCUUGUUUCUCUUGUAUGGCUCUUUACUCUAACUAUUAGUACUAGCACAUUGGCAUUGAAUCGAAGUAGUUUUCCAAUAGACUUCAUCUUUGGAACAUCAACCUCAGCAUAUCAGUAUGAAGGUGGUGCAAAGGAAGGUGGCAAGGGAACAAAUAUAUGGGAUACUUUCACUAAAAAAUAUCCAGAAAAGAUAGCUGACAGAAACACAGGAGAAGUCUCUGUUGAUGGGUAUCAUCUAUACAAGGAAGAUGUUGGAAUCAUGAAGUAUAUGAAUUUAGAUGCAUACAGAUUAUCCAUCUCAUGGUCGAGAAUACUACCAAGUGGAAGAAUAAGUGGAGGUAUAAAUGAGGAAGGGAUCACAUACUACAACAACAUGAUCAACGAGCUAUUAGCUAAUGGUAUAGAAGUAUUUGCAACCAUUUUUCAUUGGGAUCUACCACAAGCUUUGGAAGAUGAAUAUGGUGGUUUCUUAAGUCCUCUCAUUGUAUUUGAUUUUCGGGAUUACGCGGAGCUUUGCUUCAAGGAAUUUGGAGAUCGAGUGAAACAUUGGAUUACUAUAAAUGAACCAUCGACUUACACAACAGCAGGAUAUGUUAUAGGGAUGUUUCCGCCCGGUCGAUGCUCUGAUUGGCUAAAUCUCAACUGCACCGGCGGUGAUUCAGGGACAGAGCCCUAUUUAGUUGCACAUCACCUACUCCUUGCUCAUGCAGCAGCUGUUCAAGUGUACAAGACAAAAUAUCAGGUACCGCUGUUACUUAAAAGCCAAAGUGAAUAUCAAAAGGGAUGGAUAGGAAUAGCCUUACAGUCCUACUGGUUUGAGCCACUUUCAAAUAGCAAAUCCGAUGAAAGAGCUGCAGAACGAUCAAUUGACUUCAUGUUGGGAUGGUUUAUGACACCAUUGACAACAGGAGACUAUCCACAACAUAUGCGAUCCUUGGUUGGACAACAAUUGCCAAAGUUCUCUGAAGAGCAAGCCAGACUACUUAGGGGUUCUUUUGAUUUUAUUGGAUUAAACUACUACACAUCUAGAUAUGCUGCCAAUGUACCUAAUUUAAACAAAACUAUUCCUUGUUAUCUCACAGAUUCUCUUGCCAAUGUGACUGCUGAGCGUAACGGAGUGCCCAUAGGUCCAAAGGGUGCUUCAGAUUGGUUUUAUAUUUAUCCAAUGGGAUUUAAGAAACUAUUGGUCUACAUCAAGGAAAAGUACAACAAUCCUUUGAUUUACGUAGCCGAAAAUGGUAUAGAUGAGAAUAAUGAUCCAACACUGUCAUUAGAUGAAGCCCUUAAGGAUAUUCACAGAAUUAAAUAUCAUCAUGACCAUCUGUCAUAUCUCCAAUCAGCAAUUAGGAUGGGCGUAAAUGUAAAAGGAUAUUUUGUUUGGUCGUUAUUGGACAAUUUUGAAUGGACUGAAGGCUACACGGUGAGGUUUGGAAUGAACUUUGUAGAUUACAACAAUAACUUGAAAAGAUAUCAAAAGCUCUCAGCACAAUGGUUCAAGAAUUUUCUUGCGAGAGCUUAGACUUUCUAAUAUAUAUGUCUCUCUUUGCUAUGAUAAAUAAUGCAAUGAGAUUCAUAAAAUAAAUAUGUAUCAAGAAGUGACAUAUGUUUUUUCUUUCUCAAAAGCAACUAUUGUGAUUCAUUAUAUUAUGAUUUGUGUAUGUGUAUAAGAAAUUUCAACAA
Molecule: messenger RNA, 1734 nt
Organism: Lathyrus oleraceus (garden pea)
Lineage: Eukaryota; Viridiplantae; Streptophyta; Magnoliopsida; Fabales; Fabaceae
Product: beta-glucosidase 12
Exons: 13
Coding region: 44-1573 (509 amino acids)
Biological process (GO): carbohydrate metabolic process
Molecular function (GO): beta-glucosidase activity
Source: RefSeq, a predicted model, not a curated record